AUGAAGCUCACCAACGUUGUCGCUGGUGCGACUCUCUUUGCCAGCACCGUUCUGGCUGACUUGGACCCUAUUGUCAUCAAGGGUUCCAAGUUCUUCUACAAGAGCAACGACACCCAGUUCUACAUCAAGGGUGUUGCUUACCAACAGGAGUACUCGGGUCCCAAGUCCGACACCGACAACUUCAAGGACCCCUUGGCCGACGCCGAUGCUUGCAAGCGUGAUGUCCCUUACCUCGAGAAGUUGGGUGCCAACACCAUCCGUACCUAUGCCAUCGACCCCAAGGCCGACCACAGUGAGUGUAUGAAGCUGCUCCAGGAUGCUGGCAUCUACGUUAUCUCGGACUUGUCCUCUCCCAGCGAGUCCAUCGUCCGCAACGACCCCAAGUGGGAUGCCGAUCUCUACAGCCGCUACGUCAGCGUCAUUGACGAGAUGUCUCAGUACUCCAACGUCAUUGGUUUCUUCGCCGGUAAUGAAGUCUCCAACCAGGCCAACAACACCGACGCCAGUGCCUUCGUCAAGGCCGCUGUCCGUGAUAUGAAGCAGUACAUCAAGGCCAAGAACUACCGCAGCAUGGGUGUUGGUUACGCCACCAACGACGAUGCUGACAUCCGUGAGAAGAUGGCCAACUACUUCAACUGCGACAACGCCGAUGACAGCAUUGACUUCUGGGGUUACAACAUCUACUCGUGGUGCGGUGACUCGAACUACCAGAAGUCUGGUUACAAGACCCGUACCGAGGAGUUCAAGGACUACUCUGUCCCUGUCUUCUUUGCUGAGUACGGUUGCAACGCUGUUCAGCCCCGUAAGUUCUCUGAGGUCGAGGCUCUCUACGGCAAGCAGAUGAACGACGUCUGGUCUGGUGGUAUUGUCUACAUGUACUUCCAGGAAGAGAACGACUACGGUCUCGUCUCGGUUGACGGCGACAAGGUCAGCACCCUUGACGACUUCAACAACCUCUCCUCGCAGCUCGCCAAGGUCUCUGCUACCGGUACCAAGAAGAGCGAAUACAAGCCCACCAACUCUGCCCUCCAGUCUUGCCCCGCUGUCAACAGUGCUUGGCGUGCUGCUGCCACUCCUCUUCCCCCUUCGCCCAACAAGGACCUCUGCACCUGCAUGAUGGACAGCUUGGAGUGUACUGUCAAGGGCAAGGUUGACGGCGAGAAGGUCGGUGAGCUGUUUGGUACCGUCUGCGGGUACGACGUCUGUGACGGUGUCUCCGCCAACGCUACUACUGGUGACUACGGUGCCUACAGUGUCUGCACUCCCCAGGAGCAGCUCGCUUACGCCAUGAACUUGUACUACAAACAGCAGAAGUCCAAGGGUAACGGCGCUUCCGCUUGCGACUUCAAUGGCGCUGCCACCACCAAGACCUCCAGCUCCCCCAGCGGCACCUGCUCUGCUCUCCUCAAGGAGGCUGGCUCCUCUGGCACUGGUACCGUCACCUCUUCCCCCACCGGCAACGCUAACCAGGUCUCUGCUUCCGGCUCUGCCUCCGCCUCUGGCUCUGAGGGUGCUGCCCCCAUGGUUGCUCCUGGUGCCGUCCGUGUUGGUGUCUGGCAGUUCGGUGCUUACCUGGCCACCGCCGUCGUCGCCGGUGCCGGUAUGAUCCUUCUGUAA
Messenger RNA from Aspergillus chevalieri, 1617 nucleotides. Its product is annotated as 1,3-beta-glucanosyltransferase gas1. NCBI's taxonomy places the organism in Eukaryota, Fungi, Ascomycota, Eurotiomycetes, Eurotiales, Aspergillaceae. Bases 1 to 1617 code for a protein of 538 amino acids. The transcript has 2 exons. Gene Ontology annotation, cellular component: fungal-type cell wall; cytoplasm. Gene Ontology annotation, biological process: fungal-type cell wall (1->3)-beta-D-glucan biosynthetic process. The record is from RefSeq and is a predicted model, not a curated record. Gene Ontology annotation, molecular function: 1,3-beta-glucanosyltransferase activity.